Messenger RNA from Trypanosoma conorhini, 732 nucleotides. Its product is annotated as DNA-directed RNA polymerase III subunit. The transcript has a single exon. Gene Ontology annotation, cellular component: RNA polymerase III complex. The record is from RefSeq and is a predicted model, not a curated record. Gene Ontology annotation, biological process: transcription initiation at RNA polymerase III promoter. The coding region runs from base 1 to 732 and encodes 243 amino acids. Lineage: Eukaryota; Euglenozoa; Kinetoplastea; Trypanosomatida; Trypanosomatidae.
AUGUCUAUUUUCCACAGCUACGCCCUGCGUGACGUGCUGGAGGUGGAGCCGGUGUACUUUCAGGAGCGCGUGGCCAUUGCCGCCGCGUCCUCCGCGGCCGAAGAGGACGCGGGGGAGCCGCUCGACGCGCAGCAGCGCUACCAGGCAUCCUUUGAGGACGUCCUUAUGCACCGCCUCACGGAGCGGUAUGUGGGAAAGAUCGUGCCGGGGUGCGGGCUGUGUGUCGCCAUCCACGAGAUCCUGCAGUACACGGAGGGCAUCGUGCGGGGACCCUCCGCGUCGGCGUGGCUCACGGCCCAAUUCCGGCUCUGCGUUUUCGCUCCAACGCCAGGGGCGCGCCUGCGCGCGACGAUUGUCGCGCAAAAUCGCGAGGGCAUUUUUCUCACGCUGGACUUCUUUCAGUUUGUGUUCCUUGUGCCCGGCGACCUCCUUGUUGCGCCCUCCUCCUACCAGGAGGAGAAGCAGUGCUGGGCGUUGCAGGUGGAGGGCGACGAGGAGGAGGAGGAGGACGCGGGGGAGCCGGCGCUCAACCCGUACGUAAACGGCGACGAGGUUGUUGUGAAGGUCGAGCGCGUCACUGUCCGGGAGUUGGUAGACUUCCACGGCAGUGUCGGGGGGAAGAGCGGCGACGGGGCCGGGAGGGAGGGCUCACCUGCGUCGCAGUCGCCCAUGGAAGUGUGGGGCAGCUUUGUGGGGACAGGCCUGGGGCCGGUGCUGUGGUUUGGGAAGUAA